AUGUCCGCCGAUCUCAGCGAGGCCGAGGCCCUCGCAACCCCCGAGUUCUGGAACGAGCGCUACACAAAGUCAGACGGCUCCAACCCAACCCACGAAUGGUUCCGCACCUUCGCCGCCCUGGAGCCGUACUUCCAGAAACACCUCUUCACACAACGAAGCCCUGAGACGUCGCCGCGCAUCAUGCACCUCGGCUCAGGCGACAGCACAAUCCCCGCCGACCUCUCGUCCCGCGGCUACAAGAACCAGCUCUGCCUCGACUUCUCCCAGGUCGUCGUCGACCUCAUGAAGGCCCGCCACGAGCCCCUCGGCGGCAUCGAGUGGCGCUGGGCCGACGUCCGCGACAUGCCCGACGCCGCGCCCACCCGCUCCGUCGACGUCGCCUUCGACAAGGGCACCAUGGACGCCAUGAUCCACGGCUCGCCCUGGUCGCCGCCCGCCGACGUCAGGGACAACACCGGCCGCUACCUGCGCGAGGUCCACCGCGCACUCAAGGACGACGGCGUGUUUCUCUACAUCACCUACCGCCAGCCGCAUUUCAUGAAGCCGCUGUUGAACUCCGAGGGGCUGUGGGAUCUUGAGAUGGAUGUGUUGUCGGGUGGCGAGAGCGCGUUUGAUUAUUACGGAUUCGUUCUGAGGAAGAAGGCUCAGGCAUGA
Molecule: messenger RNA, 654 nt
Organism: Colletotrichum siamense
Lineage: Eukaryota; Fungi; Ascomycota; Sordariomycetes; Glomerellales; Glomerellaceae
Gene: Eef1akmt4
Product: EEF1A lysine methyltransferase 4
Exons: 2
Coding region: 1-654 (217 amino acids)
Molecular function (GO): S-adenosylmethionine-dependent methyltransferase activity
Source: RefSeq, a predicted model, not a curated record